UUGGGCUCUAUCUACAUAUUGACGCCAGACUUUCAAGGAAGUCUAGAUCUAGAGAAUCUCCUUAUGGCCGAGCACUGUAUGACGUAGCAGCAAUCGGAAUGACAGGACAUUGACCAUGUAGCACAUUAAUGUACCUAGACCUCUUAUAGACUAGACAGAGAUUUACCAUGUAGCACAUUAAUGUACCUAGAUCUCUUAUAGACUAGACAGAGAUUUCUUUUAGCGUGACCACAAUUACAUGUUUAGGUUGUUGGUUUGAUCUGCUCUUACAAACAAAAUGUCAAAACUAAUACACAAAAACGAGGACGAUAAAAACGUGCCGACCAAAUUCUUGUAUUGCAAAGAAUAUCCAACUGAAGGUAUCAGCCACUGGAAUGAUUUGACUAUACUCUCUCCCACUGCCGGUCAGAUCAUUACUGUCCUCUCGGAUGAGACAUUUCCGUUAGGUUUAAAAGGAAACAGAAAGCCCUGGAGCAGAGUUGGAAAGAGCGAAGAAAACAGCUCCAUAUUUAGAGACCUCAAGAAAACAUUAACGUCUGCUGGGCUUAAACGAGAUGGUUCAGAAGCGCGUCUUAGUAUCAACGAACAGUGGAAGGCAGUCAGUGACAAAGAAAAACGGAAAUCAAGGCUUGAAGCUUUUAGACUGAAAUCAAUCGUGCCAUCACAACGCAACAGCUUGCAUGAUGGUAAAGAUACAGAAGAGCAUGUUUUAGACGAGAACGAAGCAUUUUUACUCAGUGUUACACGUGAGUCUGGACACACUGUUGACACACUGUCAACAACACACGAUUGUUGA
Biomphalaria glabrata is the source of this 796-nucleotide messenger RNA. RefSeq lists its product as uncharacterized. The coding region runs from base 278 to 796 and encodes 172 amino acids. NCBI's taxonomy places the organism in Eukaryota, Metazoa, Mollusca, Gastropoda, Planorbidae. The transcript has 6 exons. The record is from RefSeq and is a predicted model, not a curated record.